UAUGCAUAGAUAUAUAUGAAGAAGUAUAUUGGAUGAAUGAAUAAAGCAUUAAUAUAGCAGAAACAUGGGCAAGAGAUCACACUUCAUUCUAGUUCAUGGUGCAGGGCAUGGAGCAUGGUGCUGGUACAAGCUUGCAUCUCUACUCGAGUCGGCGGGGCACAAGGUAACGGCGAUGGACCUCACUGGUUGUGGCAUUGAUUCUACAAGCAUCAGUGAGGUGAAGUCAGUGCGUGAGUAUGUAAAACCUCUGAUGGAAGUCAUGUCUGCUCUUCUUCCGGAUGAGAGGGUGGUGAUUGUUGGACAUAGUUUAGGUGGCAUGUCUAUUUCCUUUGCCAUUCAGGCCUUUCCACACAAGAUUGCCGUCGCUGUCUUUGCCACAGCUUUCAUCUGUAGCCCUGAUUCUCCUCUUUCAGAGUCUUUUAUCGAGAAUUAUCGAAGGACUUCCGACGGGUCGACAUUGCUCGAUUCUCAGCUUUACUUUGAUGAAGGCCCAGAGAACCUUCCAACAGCAGUCCUUUUUGGAGAGCAACUGUUAACAGAAAAGAUGUAUCAACUUUGUCCUUCAGAAGAUGUCAAAUUAGCUUCAAAGUUGAUGAGACCUUCCAAACUUUUUGUCUCUGAAUUGCAUGAUAGCUCUUUGUUCACAAAGGAAAGAUAUGGAUCAGUCCCCAAAGUGUACAUCAAAUGCACCAAAGAUAAGAUCCUCACUGAAAAUUUUCAGCAAUGGAUGAUCAACAGGGCCUCAGUUACUGAAGUUAUAGAGAUUGAUUCAGACCAUAUGGUAAUGCUCUCGAAACCUCGAGAGUUAUUCGACUGUCUUCUUGAGGUUACCGAGAAAUAUAUAUAACGCCGGAUCGAUAUGCUUUUUAUCUUGGUUGUUAGAAUAAGUAUUGCAGUUAACAAUAUAAGAAAGUAAUAUUGUAGCCUUUUGGCUUUGGUUUGUAAUUUAGAACUCUUGUAAUCCCUUCUUUUAUAUUAACAAAAUAGCUCUGUGAG
Dioscorea cayenensis subsp. rotundata (Guinea yam) is the source of this 996-nucleotide messenger RNA. Its product is annotated as salicylic acid-binding protein 2-like. NCBI's taxonomy places the organism in Eukaryota, Viridiplantae, Streptophyta, Magnoliopsida, Dioscoreales, Dioscoreaceae. Gene Ontology annotation, biological process: jasmonic acid metabolic process; salicylic acid metabolic process. Gene Ontology annotation, molecular function: methyl indole-3-acetate esterase activity; methyl jasmonate esterase activity; methyl salicylate esterase activity. The coding region runs from base 65 to 847 and encodes 260 amino acids. The record is from RefSeq and is a predicted model, not a curated record. The transcript has 3 exons.